CUUUGCUUUCGCUCUCAUCACACAGGAGCGAGUCUCUUUGACUCGCCUUUUUUCACUCGACUUUGUCGUUAGUCGGGAUGAGUUACAGCAGCAUUUUGAACUGGUCAAAGCUAUUCUGUUGGCUAUAUUACUCACCAUACAACACCGCUACCACACUCAGCCUUCCAGUACCUUGAGUCUAUUCCUAUUGUAUAGCACCGUCAUGCACGCAGUGGUUUUGUGGAUGUCGUCUGAAAAUAUCUUCUUCAGCGCUUUCAAGUCAUCGUCUAUUAUAGGUCUAGGAAUUCGAGUCAUAAUACUCUAUCUGCAUGAGUAUUCGAAUCGAACUCAACUUCAACUUUCUCUUCAAAAAAAUCUCUCCCAAGAAUCUACUCGGGGCUUUUGGAACCACACGCUCUCUAUAUGGAUGUUGCCCUUUUUUCUUCAUGCAAGGCAAACAAUGCCUUCACCAGAAACCAUGGACAGGGCUGCCGAAAGGACAAAAGCUCAAACAUUGCCUGAAGUGUUUGAUGCCUCGUGGGUGAAAUACUCCAGUCAAUCAAAUGCUCUCAUGAAGUGUUGCUACUCACUACAAAAGAGCUCUCUAUUACAAGCUACAGCCUGGAGAUUAAUAGCAAGCUUUCUAAAGCUUAGCCUUCCAGCCUUUAUCUUCCAGCUUGUCACAUUUGUUGACAAUAUUCAAGCCACUAAUAACGAUACUCUAACCCAUGGUUUAGAACUUCCAGUUCUAGGCGCUACUAUUAUAUUUUUUGGGCUAGCAAUUUCUGGCGCUGCGUCUGAGUCCGUUGAUGCGUAUAUUAAGCUUACAACAGAGCGCAUGAUGACGAGCGCAGUAACCCGCAAGUUACUCCAGGUGUCGACGAAAAGUGUGUCUAAAUUCGCAACCCUUCAGCUUUUGACGGAGCAUAUUUCCAACAUAGGAGAAAGCUCAAAUAUUAUAUUCAAAGCUGGAACUAGCGCUAUCGGACUGGCAGUUACGUUCAAAUUGCUUUGGGACAUCGUUGAUGUGGCUGCUUUCGUAGUCGUUGGUGUGGCGCUCGGCACUACCUCGGUCGCAUACAUUUUACUACAACAAAAUAUCGGCUCGCUAAAAGUUUGGGCCGAGAAAAGUCAAAACAGGCGGUCACACACCCGCCAUCUUAUUCAACCCAUCACAGCAGCAAAACUACCAAAGACCAACGACAUUACUUAUAAUAUCUUGAAGCAAGAUCGCGAAAACGAAUUGGAGAGUCGCGACAAAUAUUGGUCUAUAAAUGCGGCUGUAUACGGUAUUAUUACAUCCACAUACGCCCUAACACCAGCGAUGGCAUUAUAUUUCUGCAGAUUGCAUCCAAGUCUCACGGGCAAACCCCCUAUGUUGUUAUCCUUUUUGACCACAACAGUAUUACUUUCCGACACAUUGAAAGACAUACAAGAGAUCCCUGGCUUCUGGGCUAGAAUACAGGCUAGCUUCCACUACGUGGAAGAUUUUCUUCGAAUCUCGUCAGAACGCAAUGAAGAUGCUCCUCAAAUUAAGGAUACAGAGCCUGAGGACGAGGAAAGCCCAGCUGUUGAGUUCUCCAAUGCAACACUCGCGUCAUCAAGUGCUGGACCAAUUGUCCGAGAUGUAAAUAUAUCUCUUCCUAGACAAUCACUGACUAUUGUCACUGGUGAGGUUGGAAGUGGGAAAAGCACAUUUUUGCGAUCCUUGGUUGACUGCCAACUGGUUCGAGCAGGGAUAGUAGGAGUACACGAGCCAGUACUAGGCUAUUGUGGGCAGGAUCCAUGGAUCCAAAAUCUCUCCAUCCUUGAAAAUAUUGUUGGUCCGAAUACUUUUGAAAGAGCGUGGUAUCGCCGAGUACUCAAUCUUUGCUGUCUUUCAGACGAUAUUAGAGCUCUCCCGGGAUCAAAUAACUUUGUUGCCGGCCGACUGGGCGCAAAUCUGAGUCAAAGUUUGCAACACCGAAUAGCUUUGGCGCGCGCUAUUUACUCUAGAGCUACAUUCUUAGUUCUUGAUGAUAUCUUUAUGGCUCAAAGCGCGUUUGUUACAGGUCAACUCAUAACUAACAUUCUAGCGCCGGAUUCUUUCAUUCGACAAUAUUCUACAAUUAUAAUGGCUACAAAAAGAACAGAUCCCUUUCACGAUGUAUGCGACCGAUUUCUUAAAAUCGGAUUCAAUGGCCAAGUCGCAGAUCUCAAUGCUCUCGAGAUUGGCGACGAGACGGACGAGUCUGAUGAUUUAUCUGCUCAAUAUGUCAAGCAAAUAUCUCAAGUCCCAGUAACCGAAGCAACAAAGAAGCACCGAACCUUUUCGCGGGAUAUUGACGCGCAGUUUGGCCAGGCAACACACUUGCAUGACAAUCCCGAUGGCAUCAAGUACUCGGCAAUUCUGGCCCAAUUAAAUCUCCCGGUUACUAUUCUAUGCGGACUCUUACUUGUUGCUCAAGUCAUACUAGAAGAACUCCCAAUCUUAAUGCUUCGUCGAAACUUCGAAGCACAUGGCAUCUCCAUUUUUCUUCACUUGUGGUCUAUUUUCUUAACUGCAUGUAGUGGUAUAUUAUAUGCCUUAGCCUUGCAUAUCUUCCGUACGAAUGCAUUGUCUACAAUGCUGGCAUCUGUACAUGACAAACUGCUGGGCUCCAUUUUUGGAGCCUCCAUAUCAUCUUUAACAAGCGAGAAUAUUCUUGCUGGCGCUAAUCUAUUGUGCGAGGGUAUACAAGCAAUGGAUCUCUCACUCUAUCAUGGAACGUUCAAUGUUCUAUAUUCAUUUCUAGGUGUAACGUCAGCUCUCUCAUUCGCGGCCUCCCAACAUAUCACCGGCAUUAUCAUAUAUCCUAUUUGUUACUCAUACCUCUAUAUUACUUACAAGCUUUAUGCGCCGGCAUCAUAUCAGCUGCUUCAACUACAGAGCAAAACAUCAGCAUCACUCUGUUCAGCAUUUGCUGAGACAGCAUCCGGCGCAGAUCAUAUCCGCGCUCUGCGGUUGCAGGCCUUCCAAGAAACGUAUGUCCAAAAGGUCUUUGACAACAAGGAAAGGAUACAUGCAUACAUCGUUUCCUCGAAAAGAUGGCUAGAAUUUGCUAUCGAUCUAAUGCUGGCAUUAUUGAACUGCAUAACCGUCGCCAUCAGCGUGUAUAUGCAUGUCCCCUCAUACAAGGCUGGUAUCAGUGUUUUCGUUUUAUUAUACAUGAGAACUAUGACUUUAAAACUAUUUUAUAGUUUGGAGAAGCUGGAUGCCUGUUCGGUUACGCUGAAGCAGAUGGAAGAUCUGCAGAGUACUCUUCGGAAGAGACCAGUCACUGCGGAAGGUCCUGCCUGUUCUGUUUGGCAUGGACCAGGACAUAUUCGGUUCCAGCAUGCAUUUAUUGGAUACAACCCAACUAUGGAAACCUCAACGCUACGAAAUGUAUCCAUCAAUAUCCCUGGGGGGACUCGAACUGGCUUUUAUGGAUCGAUAGGGUGCGGCAAAACGACGCUGAGCCUAGCGCUACUAAACCAGCUUCCAUACUCCGGUUCCAUUACGGUCGAUGACGUUGAAGUUCGCGAUAUCCCACACAAUAUCUUCCGAACUCUCUUCACAGUUAUUCCGCAAAAGCCUGUUACCUUUCCUAAUGCAACAAUCCGGCAAAAUCUAUUACCAGAUGAGAUCGACCCUCACCACCUACGCGCAGAAGAUAACUAUGAGCACACGAUUCAACAUGUUCUAUACAACGUUGGCCUCUUUGACCUUGUAGAGCGAGUGGGCGGCUUAGCAACUCGAUUUUCGCAGCUCAACCUGACGUCAGAACAGCUGCAGCGCUUUUCAGUAGCAAAGGGGCUCAUGGAACAUCGCAUCCACCGCAGUAAGGUGGUGGUUAUCGAUGGAGCUACGAGCUAUGUCAACAUACAUACCUUGCAGCAACUACGAGAUGUUAUGAGGGACAGUUUUGCACAGAAUGAGUGCACCAUUUUGACAGCUUCAGAUAAUGAGCCUGCUCUGCAUGGGUCGCGGUUGGUGUUCGGAAUACGAUACGGCAAUGUCCUGCGGUUGAUUGGACCCAAUCCCGUGGAUGAUUAGAAGUGGCGAUGGGUACGAUUUGAUGUCUUGUUUUGUGCGUGUUUUCAACUACGAUAAUUUUCUCCUAUUCCUUUUCUUGUUUAUAUUUAAUUGCAUAUUUAUUUAUAUUUUAAGAUUAAUCACGUCAACCAGAGGGCGCACCAUGUUGGACAUCGUCUGGUUAGUGAGCCAGCCUCGUUUGCUAAAUUUAAGGUGGCCGCGUCACAACCAACCACCGCGCAUUUAACAAUCAC
Molecule: messenger RNA, 4269 nt
Organism: [Torrubiella] hemipterigena
Lineage: Eukaryota; Fungi; Ascomycota; Sordariomycetes; Hypocreales; Clavicipitaceae
Source: the annotation of a GenBank genome assembly